CCACUGCAUCUCCCUGUAGUGCAUAUUCCAAGUCUAAGUCCCAGAAAUGGAAUAAAAGCAAUAAUAUUUCUUCAACUUGCUGAAAAUCUGGCAUUUCCUUGGUUGGGUUGAAAGACCUGAAGUGUCUCACAUUGUCAUGCAUGAACAGAGAUAGAAGUUUCAGAUCUAUCAUGGCAUUUUGUGAUUUUCACUUGCACAAAGCUCUGUCAUCCCUGUUCAUACAGCUUGUCAAGCAUCCAAAGGCUCCAAAGCACAGACAAAUCUAAACACUUACUUCUUGAGAAGAAUCUAAUGCUUGUCCUUAACACCAAAGGAAAACCCAAAAUCUAGAUGUGCAGAUUCAUCUGCAUUCCCCAAGUUUCUUGGCAUUUCUGCUUUGCAGUGUAACAGACACAUUUCUAUAUCUAAGCCCCUGCUCCAGGCUGCCUUCUGAUAAGAUUUUAAAGCAAUUAUUCUCUUGAGACAUGCUUUGUGUAAUAAUGGAAAACUGCUAGAAAUAAGUGUAACUGUUACAGUGAAAAGUGGAGCCUUUGCAGGUAGCGGUCAGGUAGCAGCAGUGGCUGUUGUAGCUGGUUGCAUGGUGCGUGGAUCAGAAUUGGAGAUCUGAAAGAUUAAUGUGUAUUUUUUUAGUUGCUAACCCUUGCUGGGCUGGAAAGAACAUGAAAUUCCAUCUUGUGGAUAUACUGGAUGGUCCUGAUUUAGAGCAGUUGAGACAGUGGCAGUGUGCAAAUGGUUUUAAACAGUGGAAUAUGUUCUUGGUGUGGUGGCCAGCAGAUGCCAGUGACUAGUUGGCACAGGGGCUACCUGUGGGUCACUGCUCAUUGCUAACUGGUUUCCUGCAUUCUGCUCCCAACUGGGCACCUGAACCAGUGAGGGAAUAUGGGAAGAGUGGCUCUCGCUGCCUGCGUGUGCUCUUUGCUCUGAUCCUGCAGCUGGGUAUGGGGAGCAGGGACCAUCCCCCUUGCUUUAGGCAUGCCAGGGAGCAGGAAAGGCCCUGUCUGAAUCACACUGACAGUUCAGUAUCAGGACAAAGCCCCAAGCUGGUACUUGGUGUGGUGUGUCUGGCCUUUUGCAGACACUCAGUACAUCCACUGUGCCGAGUUCAAAGGGACGAUCACAGGGGAUGCUUGCUAAAAAAAGCUUUCCCUCAUCCUCCAGGCUUAGGGGGAUUCUAGGAAUUCAUGAUUCAUGAGCUGUGGGGCUGUAGUGUCCAUUUUUAGUGACCUUCAAUGAAAUUAAGGGCAACAUGGAACAUGUUUGUCAAAACACUAGUGACAAUGACACUCCUGCAAGGCCACAGGGUCAGCUUUCCUGGGGCAAACGCAAGCAGGGCCAGCAGUGUCUGCAAGAUGAGGUAAUGUCCCCCAUGCAGCAGAAGCAGAUGCCCCAGGGUGCUCUAGCUGGGAAUGGUGCUUUGUGGGGUGCAGGAGCUAUUUGGGAUAGGCUUCUGGCAUCACAUAAGUCUUGCGGGCUUUGUUCUGCUGAGGGAAUGAUCAGCCUUUGAUGAGUGGCCAGGCAGUGCGGAGGGCAAAUGGGUGCUACUGGACAGUGACAGAAGAUGACCAAAGCAGGCAGGACGACUCAGAGUGGGGGAGACCCUUCUGCUCAUGAACCAGGAGCUACUAUGUGUGCAAGCAUGAAGCCUCCCAUUGCUUCUGCCAACUGCUCUCCUGCCCUGCUCUACAAGAGAUCAGAGAUGUCAGCCUGUUCCUUCCUUCUGUUGACUGAUCUUUAAGCUCCAGCCAUGAGCAGAGACGCUGGCAUGGAGGUUUUCGGGGAGGCUGCACCGUACCUGCGCAAAUCAGAGAAGGAGAGAAUUGAAGCCCAGAACCAGCCGUUUGAUGCCAAGACCUACUGCUUUGUGGCUGACCCCGAAGUGGUGUACACCAAAGGGAAGAUCAAGGCUGCACAGGAUGGGAAGAUAACUGUUGAGACAGAGGACGGCAGAACACUUGCUGUCAAACCUGAUGAUGUCUAUGCCAUGAACCCACCUAAGUUUGACAGAAUUGAAGAUGUGGCCAUGUUGACCCACCUGCAUGAACCUGCUGUCCUCUACAACCUCAAGGACCGCUACAGCUCCUGGAUGAUCUAUACCUACUCGGGUCUCUUCUGUGUCACCGUCAACCCCUACAAGUGGCUGCCAGUGUACAGCCCGCAGGUGGUGGCUGGCUACCGAGGCAAGAAGCGCCAGGAGGCCCCUCCGCACAUCUUCUCCAUCUCUGACAAUGCCUAUCAGUUCAUGCUGAUUGAUCGUGAAAAUCAGUCCAUCCUGAUCACUGGGGAGUCCGGAGCAGGGAAGACUGUGAACACAAAGUGUGUCAUCCAGUACUUUGCCACGAUUGCAGCGAGUGGGGACCUAGCCAAGAAGAAGGAGUCUUGGAUGAAGGGUACACUCAAAGAUCAAAUCCUCAGUGCAAACCCACUGCUGGAGGCCUUUGGGAAUGCCAAGACUGUGAGAAAUGACAACUCCUCGCGCUUUGGUAAAUUCAUUCGUAUUCAUUUUGGGACCUCUGGAAAAUUGGCCUCUGGUGACAUUGAGACCUACUUGUUGGAAAAGUCAAGAGUCACUUUCCAGCUGAAAGCGGAGAGAAGCUACCACAUCUUCUACCAGAUCCUCUCCAACAAGAAGCCUGAGCUGCUUGAGAUGCUCCUCAUCACAUCCAACCCAUACAACUACCCAUUCAUCAGCCAAGGGGAGAUUUCUGUGGCCAGCAUUGAUGACCAGGAGGAGCUUGUUGCCACAGAUGCAGCCAUUGGCAUCUUGGGCUUCAGCCCUGAUGAGAGAAUGGGGAUUUACAAGCUGACAGGGGCAGUCCUGCACUAUGGAAACAUGAAGUUCAAGCAGAAACCACGUGAGGAGCAAGCAGAGCCAGAUGGCACAGAAGAGGCUGACAAAGCAGCAUACCUGAUGGGCCUGAACUCGGCAGACUUGCUGAAAGCUUUGUGCUAUCCCCGGGUAAAAGUGGGAAAUGACUAUGUCAUGAAGGGCCAAACAGUGCAUCAGGUGCACCAGGCAGUGAAUGCCAUUGCCAAAUCAGUCUAUGAGAAACUCUUCUUCUGGAUGGUGAUGCGCAUCAACCAACAACUGGAUACAAAGCUUCCAAGACAGCACUUUAUUGGGGUCUUAGACAUUGCCGGCUUUGAGAUUUUUGAGUUCAACAGCUUUGAGCAGCUGUGCAUCAACUUCACCAAUGAGAAACUGCAACAGUUCUUCAACCACCACAUGUUCGUGCUGGAGCAGGAGGAAUACAAGAAGGAAGGAAUUGAAUGGGAGUUCAUUGACUUUGGGAUGGACCUGGCGGCCUGCAUUGAGCUCAUUGAGAAGCCUAUGGGCAUCUUCUCCAUCCUGGAAGAGGAGUGCAUGUUCCCCAAGGCAACUGACACCUCUUUCAAGAACAAGCUCUAUGACCAGCAUCUGGGCAAGUCCAGCAACUUCCAGAAGCCCAAGCCUGGCAGAGGCAAGGCUGAGGCUCACUUCUCACUGGUGCACUAUGCUGGCACGGUGGACUACAACAUCAGUGGCUGGCUUGAGAAGAACAAAGACCCUCUGAAUGAAACUGUUGUGGGGCUGUAUCAGAAAUCAUCUAUGAAAAUUUUAUGCAAUCUUUAUGCCAAUUUUGCUUCCAUAGAUGAAGCUGAAGGUGGUGGGAUUAAGAAGAAAGGAACCAAGAAAAAGGGCUCUUCCUUCCAAACUGUCUCUGUACUCUUUCGGGAAAACCUAAAUAAGCUGAUGUCCAACUUGCGAACAACCCAUCCUCAUUUUGUGCGUUGUAUCAUUCCCAAUGAAACAAAGACCCCAGGCCUGAUGGAUCACAAGCUUGUUCUGCACCAGCUGAGAUGUAACGGUGUCCUGGAAGGCAUUCGAAUCUGCAGGAAAGGAUUUCCUAACAAGAUACUAUAUGGGGAUUUUAAACAAAGAUACCACCUUCUGAAUGCAGCUGUCAUUCCAGAAGGACAGUUUAUGGAUAACAAGAAGGCGUGUGAAAAGUUGCUGUCUUCCAUUGAGAUAGAUCAUACUCAAUACAAACUUGGACACACUAAGGUGUUCUUCAAGGCAGGUUUGCUGGGUGUCCUAGAAGAGAUGAGAGAUGAUUGCUUAGGAAAACUCAUCACACAGACACAGGCCUUAUGCAGGGGAUACCUCAGGAGGCUUGAAUUGAAAAGAAUGUUAGAUCAUAGGUGUGUAUCUUCUGCGAGGUCUGCUUUCUCAAGAUGUGUUUUUUUCAGAGUACUGAUGGAUCGCUUUGAUUUCAGGGAGUCUAUCUUCUGCAUCCAGUACAACAUCCGUGCGUUCAUGAACGUCAAGCACUGGCCCUGGAUGAAGCUGUACUUCAAGCUAAAACCCCUUUUGAAAAGUGUGGAAACUGAGAAGGAAAUGGCCACGAUGAAGGAAGAGUUUAAGAGAACAAAAGAAGAACUGGCUAAAUCAGAAACCAAGAGGAAAGAACUGGAACUAAAAAUGGUGACUCUGAUGCAUGAGAAAAAGGCUCUGCAGCUGCAAGUACAGACUGAAAAUGAAAAUCUGGCUGAUGCUGAAGAAAGAUGUGACCAGGCGAUCAAAGCCAAAUUCCAGCUGGAAGCAAGAAUGAAGGAGGUAAUGGAAAAACUGGAGGAUGAAGAGGGGAUAAAUGCUGAUCUGGCAGCCAGAAAGAGGAAACUGGAGGAUGAAUGUUCAGAACUGAAGAAAGAUAUUGAUGACCUUGCGUUAACAUUGGCCAAAGCUGAAAAAGAAAAGCAUGCCACAGAAAACAAGGUUAAAAAUCUAACUGAAGAAAUGACAGGUUUAGAUGAGACUGUUGUGAAGUUAGACAAGGGGAAGAAGGCCCUGCAAGAAGCACAUCAGCAGGCACUGGAUGACCUGCAAAUUGAGGAGGACAAAGCUAAUACCCUCACCAAAGCCAGGAUCAAGCUGGAGCAACAAGUGAACGAUGUUGAAGGAUCUUUAGAACAAGAAAGAAAAGUUUGUAUGGACCUUGAACGAGCAAAGAGAAAGUUUGAAGGAGACUUGAAACUUGCCCAGGAAACCAUAGUAGAUCUGGAGAAUGAUAAACAACACUUAGAUGAAAAAUUAAGGAAGAAAGACUUGGAAUUUAACGAGAUGCAAAAUAAAAUUGAGGAACAGCAGAGUUCAGGUAUUCAACUGCAGAAGAAGGUCAGAGAAUUGCAGGCCCGUGUGGCAGAGCUGGAAGAGGAGACUAUGAGUGAGAAAGCGAUGCGGGCAAGGGCAGAGAAGCAUUGUCAUGAGCUGUCGAAUGAACUUGAGGGAAUCAGUCAAAGACUUGAAGAGGCUGCAGGAGCCACCACUGCUCGAAGUGACCUCAACAAGAAGUGUGAGGCCGAGUUCCAGAAGAUGCGUCGUGACCUCGAAGAGGCCACGCUGCAGCAUGAAGCCACGGCUGCUGCCCUGCGGAAGAAGCACGCGGACAGCACUGCUGAGCUUGGGGAGCAGAUCGACAACCUGCAGCGAGUGAAGCAGAAGCUGGAGAAGGAGAAGAGUGAGCUGAAGAUGGAGAUCAACAGCUUGGCCAGUAGUACAGAGACCAUUACUAAAUCCAAGGCUCAUCUGGAAAAAAUGUACCGCACCCUGGAAGACCAGAUGAGAGAUAUAAAAGCCAAAUGUGAGGAAAACCAGAGAAACAUGAAUGAGAUGGUGAUCCAAAAAGCUCAGCUGCAGACAGAGUCUGGUGAACUGAGCCGUCAACUCGAAGAGAAGGAAACCAUAACUGUGCAGCUGGCCAGAAGCAAGCGGGCAAUUGCACAGCAAAUAGAAGAGCUUAAGAGGCAGCUAGAGGAAGAGAGCAAGGCCAAGAACGUGCUGGCCCACGCCCUGCAGUCUGCUCGCCACGACUGUGACUUGCUCCGGGAACACUAUGAGGAGGAGCAGGAAGCCAAGGGGGAGCUCCAGCGUGCCUUGUCCAAGGCCAACAGCGAAGUGGCCCAGUGGAGAACCAAAUACGAGACGGACGCUAUUCUGCGCACGGAGGAGUUGGAGGAGGCCAAAAAAAAGCUCUGUCAGCAUCUCCAGGAAGCAGGGCAGCAGGCAGAGACUGUGAAUUCAAAGUGUGCCUCCUUGGAGAAGAUUAACUUGAAGUUACAGGGAGAAGUGGAGGAUCUGACAGUGGGCAGGGAGAGAGCAAACACACUGGCAGCUGCCCUUGACAGAAAACAGCAGAACUUUGAUAAGGAAGUGAAACAUGAUGUCUUUCAGGUCAUGGCAGAAUGGAAGGGAAAGUAUGAGGAGAGCCAACUGCAGCGGGAAGCUCUCUCUAAAGAAUCACACUCACUAAACGCAGAGCUUUUCAAAGUGAAGAAUGCCUAUGAGGAAACCUUAGAUCAGCUUGAAAUGAUGAAACGGGAGAACAACGCUCUCAAACAGGAAAUAGCUGAUCUGACUGAACACAUUACUGAAAAUGGCAAAACGAUUGGAGACCUUGAGAAAGCCAGAAAGCAAGCUGAAGUAGAAAAAUCUGAGCUGCGAUUAGCUCUGGAAGAAGCAGAGGCAACUCUUGAGCAUGAAGAGGUGAAAAUUCUUGGCAUCAACCAAGAACUGACUCAGAUUAAAUCAGAAAUCAACAGAAAGAUUGCUGAGAAAGAUGAGGAGAUCAGCCAGUUAAAAAAGAAUAAUCAAAGGACUGUGGAGACAAUGCAGGGUGUUUUGGAUGCUGAGAUCAGGAGCAGAAGUGAAUCCUUAAGGCUGAAGAAGAAGAUGGAGGGAGACCUGAAUGAAAUGGAGAUCCAGCUGAGCCAUGCCAACCGCCAGGCUGCUGAGGCACAGAAACACCUGCACAGAAUCCAGGGAGUUCUCAAGGACACUCAGCGGCACUUAGACGAUGCUCUGAGGACACAGGAGGACCUGAAGGAGCAGGUGGCCAUGGUGGAGCGCAGAGCAAACCUGUUGCAGGCUGAAGUAGAGGAGCUACGGGCAGCCCUGGAGCAGACAGAGCGGUCCAGGAAAGUGGCUGAGCAGGAACUGAUGGAUGCUACUGAACGUGUGCAGCUCCUCCAUACCCAGAACACCAGCCUUCAUAAUACAAAGAAGAAGCUUGAAACUGAUAUGGCACAAAUCCAAACUGAGAUGGAAAAUAUUACCGAUGAAGCAAAAAAUGCUGAAGAAAGAGCAAAGAAGGCAAUCACAGAUGCAGCCAUGAUGGCAGACGAGCUGAAAAAGGAGCAGGACACCAGCGCCCACCUGGAGAGGAUGAAGAGGAACCUGGAUCAAACAGUGAAGAACCUGCAGCACCGUCUGGAUGAGGCUGAGCAGUUGGCACUGAAGGGAGGAAAGAAACAGCUCUUGAAGACGGAGGCCAGGAUCCGGGAGUUAGAAGCUGAUCUGGAAGAAGAACAUAAACAAUCUGCAGAGGCUACGAAAAACAUCCGCAAAUACGAACGGCGUGUCAAAGAGCUGACUUUCCAGAAUGAAGAACACAGGAAGAACAUGAUGAGGUUACAAGAUCUGGUAGAUAAACUGCAGAUGAAAAUCAAAUCCUACAAAAGCCAAGCUGAGGAAGCUGAUGAACAAGCCAAUACCAAUCUCUCCAAAUUCAGAAAAGCACAGCGCAAACUGGAAGAGGCUGAGGAAAGGGCAGAUAUUGCUGAAAGCCAAGUAAACAAGCUCAGAGCUAAAACCCAAGCAGCCCCUUCCGCAAAGUACUGACCAGCUGCCAGCCUGCGAGCCAC
Molecule: messenger RNA, 7677 nt
Organism: Strigops habroptila (Kakapo)
Lineage: Eukaryota; Metazoa; Chordata; Aves; Psittaciformes; Psittacidae
Product: myosin-3-like
Exons: 40
Coding region: 1745-7654 (1969 amino acids)
Cellular component (GO): myosin complex
Molecular function (GO): actin filament binding; cytoskeletal motor activity; ATP binding
Source: RefSeq, a predicted model, not a curated record